AUGUUUAGAAAAUCGGUUUUGAAGGAGUGGCUAUUGACUUUGAACUUUUAGAUAAACACAGCGUCGGAAUUGUAGUUCACAUGGAACCAAAUGUGGGCGAAUGUAACCGCUGAAAACCCUACAUAUGGAAAAGGGUUUAAGAGUUAGCUAACAGUAACUGUUAGCUGUUAUCGUUAACUCUGCUUACUAGAUUAUCUAGCUAACUACAUUUUGUAACUUUGCUAGUUUGGAUGUUUAACCAACGUUAGCGUAUGUUUUGAGAUCACGUCCUUCACGUAGCUAGUUACAACCUAUAAUUAUUUAACUAUAGUUACUGUAACUAUCUCACUAUGCGGCUAGCUCUCUUACUAGCCACUUCUCGACAUUUUCCAACCAUUGCGUCAUCACAUUGACAUUGUCGGGUAGAUUCUCACACACUGGUAUCUUGUAUUUGCAUCUGUCUCUAGUCAAUUGCUAAUAGCUUAGCAUUGCAAUUGGUUAUUAAAAUCAAUCUAAGUGUUAAACGCCUGACGCAAUUUUGACGUAAACAAAAAAAGUUUGAUAGGCCGGUUUCAACCAACGUGGGGUCUACCGCCUCCCUCCAGUUGCUAGUUUGCUCUGUUCACAUCGCGGUGAUGACAACUAAAGUUAACGUUAUUUUACUUGGCUCAGUAAAUUGGGGCUCUGCGUUCAUGACUAGCUUCACUAUACUUUAUUAAUUUAUGGAAGUAAAGAUGUUGCUAGGGUUCUAGAGAACGUGUUUAUGUAUGCGUAGGGUGCCAUUAAUCCCAAAUACGAAAUGUUUUUUUUAGCAUUUUCUAUACCUCCACACUAGGUCCGGUCCAUGAGUUUGCGUCGGAUCUGCCAAGAUGCAUGCGUAGACGAGAGCUAUUCUCGCCAAUGACGAGAAUAGCUUGAAAUCCACAAUUCCUCAGCCAAGAUGUCAAAAAGGCCAUCAUAUGCACCUCCCCCCACCCCAGCCCCCACAACUCAAGUGCCCAACACCCCUGGGUUUGUGGGGUACAACCCAUACAGCCAUCUGGCCUACAACAACUACAGGCUGGGAGGGAAUACCGGCAGCAACAACAGGGUAAUGAAUUCCUCAGGAAUCACUGUUCCCAAGCCGCCCAAACCGCCAGACAAGCCGCUGAUGCCCUACAUGCGGUACAGCCGGAAGGUAAGCAGGAAGGUCUGGGACCAAGUCAAAGCCUCUAAUCCGGAUCUGAAGUUAUGGGAGAUUGGAAAGAUUAUUGGUGGCAUGUGGAGGGACCUCACUGAAGAGGAGAAGCAGGACUACUUGAAUGAAUAUGAAGCGGAAAAGAUUGAGUACAACGACUCCCUGAAGGCCUACCACAACUCACCGGCUUACCUGGCCUACAUCAAUGCCAAGAACCGUGCCGAGGCGGCUCUGGAGGAGGAGAGCAGACAGCGGCAGACCCGCGUUGAGAAGGGAGAACCUUACAUGAGCAUCCAGCCUGCUGAAGACCCAGAUGACUAUGACGAUGGGUUCUCCAUGAAGCACACGGCCACCGCUCGCUUCCAGAGGAACCACCGGCUCAUCAGUGACAUCCUUAGUGAGAUUGUGGUGCCAGAUGUGCGCUCUGUCGUCACCACUGCACGCAUGCAGGUCCUCAAGCGCCAGGUCCAGUCCCUCAUGGUGCACCAGAGGAAGCUGGAAGCAGAGUUGCUGCAAAUAGAGGACCGGCACCAGGACAAGAAGAGGAGAUUCCUGGAGACUACAGACUCCUUCAACAGUGAGCUCAAACGGCUGUGCGGUCAGAAGGUGGAGGUAGACAUGGAGAAGCUGGCAGCAGAGAUUGCUGCGGCAGAGGAGGCUGCUAGGCGGCGGGCGGAGGAGAGGGAAAAGGAAGCGGCGGAGCAGGCAGAGAAGGCUACCCAGGCCCAGGAACAGCAAGAGCAGCAGCAGGCAGCAGCAGCCUCCCCUUCAUCUACCCUGCCCAUCACUGAACAGAACAACACCACCCCACCAACCACAGAGACCAAGGAGGACCAGGACAAGCCAACCCCUAUGGAGACAGAAGAGACUCCUGCAUCAGAUACAUCUGAGACCCAGCCUGAGGCUGAGGAGGGCACACCUGCUGCUGAGAAGCAGCAGGGCCCGCCGGUGGAGAGCGUCACGGACGAGGGCACCAGUGACAGCACCGCCCCAUCCGAGAGCAGCACCGGACCCCCUGCAGACCCCCCUGCUUCAGCUGAGCCUGCCCCAGAGGAACGCCCAGCCAGCCAGCCCUCCCAAUAACAGCUCUGUAGAAGGGCACACCCUCCAACCUGUAGACUAGGGUCAUGUUUUGUGGGCACAGUGCUGCAUAUCAAAAACAUUGAAAUGUAUAGAAGUGAUUUCAUGGGUAGAGAUGUCCAUAGUUUUGUACAUUCUGUAUGUUAUUUGCGAUGUCGUGCAACCCUGUGCCCAUUUAAAUAUGACCCUGUGAUGUUCUUCCACCAUCUCCACACUCAGUUUGUGUGUUUUCUAUUGAUCUUAUAGACCUUUGGAUUCAUACCACAAGCCAACCGUUCCUCUUUAGCUAUUUGCGUUGAUAGAACAGGGAAGGGCCUUGGCCUAAUUUAUUCCAUACCCAAUUGACAAUGGUUUUUACAUGCUAUUUUUGUUGCCUAUUUUUAUCUAACUUUUAGUUAGUAAUCAAUAUGGUGUGGACUGUUAGUGAUCGAUUAAAUUCAGAAUUCAUAUGAAAUGGCCAGUCCUUGAAUAUCACCUAUUAUAUCACAGCAAAUGGAUGAUUUGUGAACUGUUUUACAUGAGCUGUUUGCAACUGCACAGCUGUGUCAAACCCUGUUGCUGUGUUACACCACUAGAGAAAUGGUCAUGAUGAACCUCAGAUAAAACAUCACACAUUCAAAUGGCUGUUUUUACUUGAAUUUGAAUGAUUUUAGUAUGCCUCUGCGAUUUGCAUCUUUUUUUGUACUGUCAAGCCUCUUGCCCAAAUAAAAGUAAUUUCUGUC
Salvelinus fontinalis (brook trout) is the source of this 2958-nucleotide messenger RNA. RefSeq names its product SWI/SNF-related matrix-associated actin-dependent regulator of chromatin subfamily E member 1-like. The record is from RefSeq and is a predicted model, not a curated record. Gene Ontology annotation, cellular component: SWI/SNF complex. Gene Ontology annotation, molecular function: nuclear receptor binding; nucleosomal DNA binding. Lineage: Eukaryota; Metazoa; Chordata; Actinopteri; Salmoniformes; Salmonidae. The coding region runs from base 920 to 2239 and encodes 439 amino acids. The transcript has 11 exons. Gene Ontology annotation, biological process: negative regulation of DNA-templated transcription.